CUUUCUAUUUACUUCAGGGGGUCAUUUUUCCGGUGACUACAGAUAUUUCUAUUUGGUUAUAAAUACUCGACGGUUAACUUUAUUCAAGUAGCCUACUGAAACGUGGCACUCAAUUAUUUCAGAUACUCGUCGAUCGUUUGAUCCGUACGGUGUAAAGGUGAAGUCAUGUCAGGAUUACUGACCGCCAUAAAGAGCAUGGACAAAGAAGCAGCCCAGGUGCUGCAAAAGGCAGAUUUUUCCACCGACUCGGACAUCAAGACUCUGACUCGACAAGACCUGCAUGAGCUGUUUCCUGGAGCAGAUAAACUCAAACUUAGAAGGAAGCUCUUUGAUAAAAUACACAAAGAGCCACAUCAUGCCCUCAGAAGAGAAAUGGAGGAAUUCAUUCCAGAAUCCUUGUUGGCUGGCCUCAAAAACAUUGAAGUGUUGGAUGAUUACCUCAAAAUCAUGAAGGAACUUAAGACCAAUACAAAUAAGUUACAUGUUUGUCUUGAUACUCAAAUCAAGCUUAUAGAAGAGCUCAGAGAAGACGCACCUCAAAGGGACUCUGGUAAAGGUCCUGAAGCCGGAGCAAGCAAUGUCCCCUACAAAGGCCAAAGUGAUGGUCGUCUGCGAAGCCCACAUAGUGGAGCGAAUGCUGCUGCUCCAAUGGUGCCAGCUUAUGGGUCAAACAGUUGCAAGUCAGAGGGACAGAUAGAAGAAGAAUACGAAGUGAUUUCUAAUGAGGAGGUCCAGGAUUGUACUGGGAAGUACAAGAUGGUUGUCAGUGGCACAACCUUUGGUGCGCAUCAAAAGUUCUUGGACAAAGUGAAGGCUAAGGUUGAGCUCACUGAAAGCAGUGACAAUCAUAAAAUCACUAUUCUGUUCUGCGUUGUCAGUUCCCGUGUGGGCUCUGAUGUGGAGGCCGCCAUGGCUGAAGUGAAAGGUGAAAAAAAAGUAAUUCUGGUGUUGAUGCAUCACUUACGUGAGCCAACGGUCAUGACUUCUGCGAGAACAUGGGCUCAUGGUGGUAAAUAUGAUAACAUCGUGUUCCAUGACAACGUCUUCUACCACGAGACAGUGCAGGGAUUGCUAGAGUGUCGAGAAAAUGAUGAAGCUGUCUCUAGGAUUCAACAGAAGUUACUGGAGUUCUGCCCCACAAUAAUGAAAUAUACCAGCAGACAAAGUAACCAGGCCCAGGAUUGUACUGGGAAGUACAAGAUGGUUGUCAGUGGCACAACCUUUGGUGCGCAUCAAAAGUUCUUGGACAAAGUGAAGGCUAAGGUUGAGCUCACUGAAAGCAGUGACUAUCAUAAAAUCACUAUUCUGUUCUGCGUUGUCAUUUCCCGUGUGGGCUCUGAUGUGGAGGCCGCCAUGGCUGAAGUGAAAGGUGAAAAAAAAGUAAUCCUGGUGUUGAUGCAUCACUUACGUGAGCCAACGGUCAUGACUUCUGCGAGAACAUGGGCUCAUGGUGGUAAAUAUGAUAACAUCGUGUUCCAUGUCAACGUCUUCUACCACGAGACAGUGCAGGGAUUACUAGAGUGUCGAGAAAAUGAUGAAGCUGUCUCUAGGAUUCAACAGAAGUUACUGGAGUUCUGCCCCAGAAAGAGGGGAUAUAACAGCAGACAAAGUAACCAGGCUAGGGAUGCUGAAGGGGGAAAGGUUGGUGGGAAGUCUGGGAAAGAUGACAAGGGCAAGGACUCUGACAGAAAGAGUAGCAGUUUAUUUUCCAGCAUUUUUUCAAGAUGAAGUCACAAUCAGUAAUGGAUUGCACGCUCAGCAAAAAUAAAAGCAACAUGGAUUGAUUUAGACUAAAUACUUUAGGAUCAUUUCUUGAACUGAUUGCUAAGAUUAGAUCAGUGUUCAAUGAUGUCAAGUUCACUGUUAAUUAUGUACAGAAACUGCUAAUUAAAAAAGUUGUCAUAUUUCCUGGUAUUUACUUUUUCUUUAUUAUUUGGUGCAGCCAGUCAACAACUAUUUAAAAACUGAUUGGAAAGUUCUUGUAAGUUUGUUGAAAAAUGUAAUUACAGCAUGUGGAGUGGGUUGACUUUAAUAUCUGUCAAUCAGUCUUGAAUGAAAAGUAUAUUAUUCUCCAGUUUCUACCAACACAUCUAGUCUAUAUAAUGUUGAGUCAAUGGAUGACAAAUGCUGGGCAAUAGAUUUGUGCUUGACAAUAAGUAAAGCCAACAGGAAAACUUGAAGGUUCUUUUUUUUUUUUUGUCCAUAUCUUGUGUAUUGUAUAAGUUAAGACUUUAGUGUACAGUAGAUUGUAAAGAGCGGGAAAGCCAUGAAGCUCAAUAGCUAACAAAAUUAUUAAUUUUGCUUACUUAUUUUUGCGUUAAAAUAAACAAUUAAUGCAAAUAAAGAUCUGAAAAGUUAAUGAUUGCUUAAAGCAUGAAUGUAUUUUUUCUUGCCUCACCUUACUCAAUCAUGUCACAGUAAUGUAAUUGUGAUGAUUGAUUUCCUUUCAAUAAACUCAGUUUGUGUGAAA
Molecule: messenger RNA, 2470 nt
Organism: Labrus bergylta (ballan wrasse)
Lineage: Eukaryota; Metazoa; Chordata; Actinopteri; Labriformes; Labridae
Source: RefSeq, a predicted model, not a curated record